AUUCAAAGUGACUAUUACAACUAAGCAUGGCUAAAUUAUUGAGGGUGGUCGUGUUACUAGUCCUCUGCGCCUCCGCAGUGUGGUGCCUUAGCGAUUACGAUGACGAUGAAGGGGAAGCCCCAUCAAAAACGGUGGUGUCAGAAGUCGAUGCCAGAGGACAUCGCCCACUUCUACCUGGGCAAAAACCAGCUCCCACCCGAAGACCCCCUCCACCUCCUGUAAGUGGAAGUGGCUACAGAGCACGUCCCACCAAGCCUCCAGCAAAAGGACAGAAGAAGGAAGCCGUUGUAUAUCCCGAUGAAGGAGGCUGUAAACAUGCAUAUGAAGAAUUGGGAGAAUUAUGUCCAACUGGUUGUGAACUGAAGAAGGCAGUUAUUAAACAAGAGAAGACUGUGAAAGAUGGCCUGACUUCAAUACGUCCCAGAGUAGAGUCACUUUCACACUCAUCAACCAAUAUCUACAAGUAUGCUUCCCUGCUUGGAGACAAGGUGAAGGAAAGACAGCAGCAAACUCAAGAUAAUCAGAAUGUUGUAAAUGAAUACAGUGAAGAUCUGGAGGAGCAGUAUACUUAUAUCAAAGAAAAUCUGGAUAACAACAUCCCAUCCAACCUCCGUAUUCUCCGCCAGGUGUUGGAAAACCUUCGAUCCAAAAUCCAGAAACUGGAAGCCACCAUAUCCACCCAGGUCGACAACUGCAAGUCUCCAUGUGUUUCAUCAUGCAAUGUUCCAGUGGUAUCUGGCAAAGAGUGCGAAGAAAUCUUCAGGAAGGGUGGAGAGACAUCAGAGAUGUACAUGAUUCAACCAGAUGGAUUCUUCCGACCAUUCAAGGUUUAUUGUGACAUGACCACACAAGAUGGAGGGUGGACUCUGAUCCAGAACAGACAAGAUGGCAGUGUUGGCUUUGGUAGAGCAUGGGAUUCCUACAAGAAUGGAUUUGGAAAUAUUGCUCGUGAUGGCGGCAAAAACAUCUGUGACAUGCCAGGUGAAUUCUGGGUGGGUAAUGACAAGAUUAGCCAACUUACAAAUCUGGGACCCACUGAAGCUUUGAUUGAAAUGGAAGAUUGGAAUGGCCAAAAAGUAUCUGCUCAGUACACCGCUUUUACUGUACAAAAUGAGGCAAAUAAAUAUCAGCUUUCCGUCAGUGGCUACAAAGGAAAUGCAGGCAAUGCACUUCUAGAAGGGGCAUCACAACUGAAAGGAGAAAACAAAACCAUGACAAUACACAAUGGCAUGUACUUCAGCACAUACGACAGAGACAACGAUGGAUGGUUGACUGCAGAUCCCAACAAACAGUGCUCUAAAGAAGAUGGUGGUGGAUGGUGGUACAAUAGAUGCCACUCCGCUAACCCCAAUGGCAGAUAUUACUGGCUUGGUCAUUACACAUUUGAUAUGACAAGGCAUGGAACAGAUGAUGGUGUGGUAUGGAUGAACUUUAAGGGUUCUUGGUACUCAAUGAAGAAGAUGAGCAUAAAGAUCAGACCAUACUUCAGUUAAUAAGUGAGAAGAAGCUGUGCCAAAGCCUAAGCAAUACCAACGGGCUUCAAAAACACAAUCAACUUCAAGUGGCUUAUAUUGUUGUUAAUAAUGAACACAGCAUUGAUGUGGAAACCUAAAAUGAACACAAGAUACGACUGCUAACUCCAAGAGACAUGCAUAGCAAGUCUCUAUGGUAUAUAUUUAUGAAAGUGCAAUAGUCUGUUUAAGAUACUAUAGGGACAAUUAAAAAAAAAAGUGGAGUGAA
Rana temporaria (common frog) is the source of this 1740-nucleotide messenger RNA. RefSeq names its product fibrinogen beta chain (gene FGB). Gene Ontology annotation, cellular component: fibrinogen complex. Gene Ontology annotation, biological process: protein polymerization; platelet activation; blood coagulation. Gene Ontology annotation, molecular function: signaling receptor binding. Lineage: Eukaryota; Metazoa; Chordata; Amphibia; Anura; Ranidae. The transcript has 9 exons. The record is from RefSeq and is a predicted model, not a curated record. Bases 27 to 1493 code for a protein of 488 amino acids.